AUGGUAAUGGGCUAUUUGAAAUUGCAUUUUUUCAUUUCAUCAUUUCUGAUCAUCCACCUCACUGUUGCUCAGCAUCCAAAUUUCGUAACGGAAAUCUGCAUUCCAGAGGGAGGUAACUACACAAACAACAGUAGCUACAAGGCAAGCCUCGAUAGCCUCCUCUCCUCCUUCUCCAACACCACAGUUGACUACGGGUUUUACAAUUCCUCCGCUGGCGAAGUGAAAGCAAUUGCACUCUGUAGAGGCGAUCUCACGCCCGAUACAUGCCGUAGCUGUGUGAACACCUCUAGCCAUGAAAUCAGACGGCUUUGUCCUAACUACAAGGAAGCGAUAAUUCAUUACGAUACUUGUAUGUUACGUUACUCUAACCGCUCCAUAUUCAGCGAUGGGGAAUAUUUUCCUCUAGCUAUUGGUAUAAACCCAAAAAAUUUCUCAGAUGUGGAGCAGGCCAUUCCGGCGCUGCAAAAAUUGUUGCGCGACCUGAAAUAUGAAGCUGCUUCAGGCGGUCCUCUUCACAAGUAUGCAACAGGAGAAGCAAUGCUUGAGUCUGAAACCAUAUAUGCACUUGUCCAGUGCACGCCUAAUUUAGAAAGCAACCAAUGCACAGAUUGUUUGGACACUAUUAAUGAAUCUGUUCCAACCACACUUGCCGAGGGGAAAAGUGGAUUAAGAGCUUUGGGGCCUAGCUGUAACUUUAGGUAUGAGACGUACAGUUUCUAUCAACCUCCGCCUGAUGCACCAUCACCAUCACCAUCUUCAUCUCCAUCCCCUACAGUUAAUCUUCCUCAUCCCCCACCAUCCAUUGGCACAACUGGAAAACGAAAGGAUAAUACAAGGAGAACUGCCAUCAUCAUUGUUAUCCCAACAGUAAUUUCGGUGAUGCUUAUCAUCUGCAUCUGCAUCUUAUUAACAAAGCAAAAGCAGAAGGAGAAGUUUGAAAGUGUGGAUGAACUCAUGAGUGUAGAGUCCUUGGAAUUCGACCUUAACUCUAUUAGAGUUGCAACCGAAAACUUUUCUGAUGCUAAUAAGCUGGGACAAGGUGGAUUUGGUGCUGUUUACAAGGGUAAGCUUCCCAAUGGGCAAGAUAUAGCUGUGAAGAGGUUGGUUAGAGAUUCUGGAGAAAGAGAACUACAAUUCAAAAAUGAGGUCCUAUUAGUGGCAAAGCUUCAACACAGGAAUUUGGUUAGAUUCCUAGGCUUCUGCUUGGAAGGAAUUGAAAAACUUCUCAUCUAUGAGUUUGUGCCUAAUGGAAGCCUUGAUUACUUAAUAUUUGAUCCCACCAGACGUUUACAAUUGGAUUGGGACAUGAGUUACAAAAUUAUUAAAGGCAUUGCUCGAGGACUUCUUUACCUUCAUGAAGAUUUUAGGCUUCGGAUUAUUCAUCUUGAUCUUAAAGCUAGCAAUAUUUUAUUAGAUGCAGAGAUGAAUCCUAAAAUUUCAAAUUUUGGCAUGGCAAGGUUGCUUUCAGUAGAUCAAACUCAAGGAGAGACGAGUAAAAUUUUGGGGACCUAUGGGUAUAUGGCUCCAGAGUAUGCAAUGCACGGUAACUUCUCAAUUAAGUCAGAUGUCUACAGUUUUGGAGUGUUGAUUUUAGAGAUUAUUAGUGGUCAAAAGAAUAAUUGUUUCCGCAAUGGAGAGAAUGCAGAAGAUCUUAUAAACUUUGCAUGGAAAAGUUGGAGCGAAGGGACAGUUUCAAAUUUGAUAGAUCCGACAUUAAUGUCUGGUCCAAGAAAUGAAAUUAUGAGAUGCGUCCAUAUUGGUUUGCUAUGUGUCCAAGAAAAUGUAGCUGACAGACCAACUAUGGCUUCAGUUGUUGCUAUGUUUAGUAGCAACUCUGUUACUCUCCCAGCACCUUCCAGACCCACACUUUUUAUGCACGAUAGCAUGGAGCAAGAGAUACUAUUACCACUGGAGUCUAAUUUUGUGGUGACCGAGUCUCCUGAGAAUAUAGGGCAUAUGUCCAUAAAUGAGGUUUCUAUCACUGAACUUAGUCCACGUUAGUGCUUUGUGGAUUGAGGUUGUGCUGAAAACCAAGGGUAAAUAGAAUGAUAUCAUCUGGUGUAACCUUAGGUUUGGAGGAUGUAUUAAGUGGGGUUGCAAGUCCAAAUAUUAUGUUUGAGUUGUAUUAAUUCCUUUAUUGUUUUCCAUAAUUUUCUAGGCGAUAGAGUUCCUAUUUUGAACGAAUGCCCUUGGUUAGCAGCUCAUCGAUUGAGAGCCCUAACUAAGAAGCUUCCCUAGUAUAUGUCUUGCCAAAUUCCAACUUAAAAUGAUGAAGUUAGAAGUGUCGGUUUUAUGGAAAUUAUAGCUCACUAGCAUAUUGUGGAGAGUAAGAGUCAUUCACCAAAGCAGAACAACAACCAGCAACGAGAACAGCAGCGAGAUCAUAUGAGAGCCUGGAAGUGCUGCUAUUUGGCCUAUCAGGUGCA
This is a messenger RNA of Vitis riparia (riverbank grape), 2426 nucleotides long. RefSeq names its product putative receptor-like protein kinase At4g00960. Gene Ontology annotation, molecular function: ATP binding; protein kinase activity. Bases 1 to 2001 code for a protein of 666 amino acids. The transcript is spliced from 7 exons. NCBI's taxonomy places the organism in Eukaryota, Viridiplantae, Streptophyta, Magnoliopsida, Vitales, Vitaceae. Gene Ontology annotation, biological process: protein phosphorylation. The record is from RefSeq and is a predicted model, not a curated record.